Molecule: messenger RNA, 279 nt
Organism: Prunus armeniaca (apricot)
Lineage: Eukaryota; Viridiplantae; Streptophyta; Magnoliopsida; Rosales; Rosaceae
Source: the annotation of a GenBank genome assembly
AUGGCUUCCAGGGCACAGCAAAUUGUCGAUGACCUCAAUACUACAAUCACCAACUUGGAUUUUGAGCGUUUUGAUCCACCUGUACUCCUAGCACCCACCACAGUACAGGAUGAGUUCAAUCUAGCACUUGGGCGUCCUCUGGUUACAAAUGUGAAAUCAUAUGUUGUGGCUGUGGCUGAUGUUGUGUCUGUGGCUGAUAUUGUAGAUGUGUCUGAUGUUAUGGAUGUCCCUGGUUCCAAGGAAUUCAAGACGGGUCCUGUCGACUUCGGAAUUGCCUAA